GCGAGUCCAGCAGUGCAACGUCUACCCUCCAAUYGGAGGAACGAGUUGACCACMUAGUCGCAACACUAGCACCUUCGCCGCACCAGCCACCAUCAGCAAGCAGUUGGACAYCUUGAAGACCGAGGUUCARCAACUGCACCAGCUGCCCAAUAAGGAUGGCRACACCAGUGCGCAGCACWACAAGAUGCCGACAUUCCGCAKCGAAAAGUUCUAUGAUUAUACACAUCAAGACCCGGUCCCCCGGUGGGAGGGCUUUACGACGGAACUUCGGAUUCUUUUUGUCCACUCGUACAUCGGUGCGUUGUUCCUCAACUCAAAGGGCGGAUACCAGAUAUGGCUCARCCACSUCGCAACCAUCCACGGCGUCSAGGUCGCCGAUCUACAUAAAAAGAUCUCUUGGGAARAKUUGACGAGGCUAUGGAAGAAGCGGUUCAUCGUGGAUGAUGCCCCGACGCUCGCCAUCAACCGCCUCUUCGCCAUGACCCAAGAMAACACACCGACACGCGACUGGCUCACGGAAUGGCAAAAGAUUGUGGCAACGCCUGAUCUCGAGUUGCCAUUUUCGCAUCUGCGUCGGGAGUUCUACAACCGGUCAUGUGCCGCCUUGAGCCUCACACUUGGUGAUCGCGAGCAAUACACCACCUUCGCCGAAAUCAUCGACAAGGCAAGGGAGAUUAUCAAGACCAACAGGGCGGCUGAACACGAGAAGUCGGCGUGGCAGCCAACCUAUGUGGAGAAGGGAAAAUGUGGUCCGCGUCCGCAGCAUGUCGCUGCUGUCCAACCGGACAACAUUGUGGAAGAUCCAGCAGCCACCCAAGCAUCACUACCGGCUCGGUUGAUAGACACCGGAGUAUCGGUUGUUGACCUUCACGACUACGUUGCGAAGAUCGAUCGCGAGUUCAAGACACAACGCCGGAGUUUGGACGAGCAUGUGGAGCACCUACGCACCGUUUUGGAGCGGCUACGACAAGCCAAGUACAAAGCCAAUUGCGACAAAUGCGAAUUCGCGCGGCAAGAGCUGGAGUACUUGGGACAUUAUGUGACGCCGCAAGGCAUCCGUCCGCUUGCGGACAAGAUUGACGCCAUCCGCAACUUGACAGAAAAUGCAUGUGGAGAAGUGGAAGCAGCACCAGGAGCAGCAGCAGCCUCCAUGUCUGCUGGACCUCGAUCUGAUGAUGACAUCUUUCCUGAGAAGAUGAAGGAAGAGGAUGAGGGGAGGUUGUCUUGGCAGCAACCAUCCGAUCGAGCGUCUGUGGCUGCCUCUGAUGGAAAGAAUACAAAUUGUUCCGAUGGUGUUGAUAAGAACAAGGCUUGCACGGUGAAAUCAGAGGAUGGUAAUCAAAGAGUGGAAUUGGCAGAGGGGCCGGCGAAUGAUGCUGGUAAUGGGCCAACCCCUGGAACUUGUAGCCACCAAGGUGUGGUGGGACCAGAGCAGAUACAAAACUCAAUCCUGGGAGAAACCGCACAACAGAUGGUGGAAGAUGAGGCACUUGCACGAUGGUAUUGGGAAGAAGAGCAGGCAAAUGCAAGGACACGGGAAGAAGAGGAAGAACAGAGCCAAGCCCUUGCAGAACGAUUGCAGGAGCUUACCGGGUUUGGCCCGGUUCGAGGGGUUGACAGCCUGACAUGUGGGGCACGAGCGGAUGUGGGCUUUGACGUCGGCAAGGAGAGAAGGCCAAUGGAAAUAUUGGGAGAUGGUGUCAAAGGUUUUCUGGAAACCAAGGUGGCCAGCGGUUUUGGCGUCGUGGUGCUCGGCCAAGAGCUGGGUGCGGAGGCCACGAGCGUCAAGGAUGCAGAGUCGACGAGUGCCUUUGGUCUCGAUGAGCUGGAUGUGGGUCAUGGCGGCAUAGACUUUCUCGGGGGGUUUGUGAUCGGGGCGGCGGGAGAGGGCAUCGGCAACGCGGUUGCUCUUGCCAGGGGUGUGACAAAUGGUAAAGAAUUUUUGGUCGCGGAGGAUGGCAAGAACUUGGCGGAGAUGAUCAAGGUGGGACUCGAAGGUGGGGCUAAAAACAAGGAUGUCGUCGAGGUAGAUCACGACACAGACUUCGAGGAGGUCGCGGAAGAUGUGGUUAAUGGUGGAUUGGAAUGUGGCAGGGGCGUUGGUGAGACCGAAAGGCAUUACGAGAAACUAGUAGUGCCCGACGCGGGAGCGGAAGGCGGUCUUGUGGGUGUCCUCCUCGCGGAUGCGGAUCUGGUGGAAGCCACUGCGGAGGUCGAUCUUGGUGAAGUAUUUGGCUCCACGGAGGCGAUCAAGAAGUUUGGAUAUCCGGGGAAGCGGAUACUUGUUCCUGAUCGUGAUCUAGUUCAGGACGCGGUAGUCUGUGCACAUGCGGAGUUCCGAGGUGUCGUUCUUCUUGACGAAGAGACAACUGGCUACGAAGGGGGAGGAGCUAGGCUUAAUGAAUCCUUUUUCAAGGAGUUCAUUGAGCUGGUGCUUCAUUUCUUCGGCCUCGGGGACGAAGAGCUGGUACGGGGGGCGGCAAGGGGGGGAGUGGUCGGGCUCGAGAUCGAUGGUGUGGGAAGCACCUCGAAUUUCACCGUCGAUGCUCCAACGGAGACGGCGACGAACUUGAGCUGGAACUGGGCGAUCCCGACACAAACGGAGGAGAUCAUGGCGUUGAGGCAGCACUGCUCGAGGCCUAAUCUAACAAGCCGAGUGUGUCGGUCUUGUUCCUUGACGAGAUCGGAGAAAGUGAUGGUGGAGGGGUUGGGGAGGAGGGUAGUGGAACAUGUGGCCGUGGGGUGCUCAGCCGACGGAAUAGAGGACGUCGUCGGGAGGAGGGCAGGCGAAGUAGACUGCGACGCCUGCGGGGUGUCCGGUGUGGAAGUCGUCGCCGGGGGAGGGGUUGGCAAACGAAUUGUUGGUGCCAGGACAUGGCUACAAGGGGAGGGGGGACAGUGUUCAAGUGGAGGAGGGCCCAGAGGUCGAGGUGGAGGAGGAGGAAGUGGAUGUGGGAGGGCUGGAUCCGGUGGGGCGGGAAGCCUGGUGGGAGGAGCGGCCGACCUUGGGGCAAUUGGUUUGCUGAUGCCCCAGCUGGCGGCAACGGAAACAACCGCCGUUGGCCUGGAGGAAGGCGCGUUCGGUGAGGGUGAGCUUUUUGAGACGAGGGGGUUGGGGGGAGGAGGAAGGCUGGGAGGCCAGGCGUUGCCGUUCCAUCCUCAUGAGAUGGACAACCUGGAAGUCUUCCUCGCGGAGGUGAGGAAGGCGAUCAUGGUGGAGAAGGCGGGUAAGGAGAUCGGUGAGAGGGAGCUCGGGCUCAUGGGCGAGGGCUGCGGCGAGGUGGGGGAAGCAUACCCGGUUGAUGCGGGAGAUGAAGACGUAGUCGGGAAUGAGAGUCGACGGGAUGUGGAGGCGGAGGGAGCGAACGUAUUGGAUGAAUCGCUCAGUGGGGGUGGUUUGACGGAGGUUGCAAAAUUGAUCGAUGUAGUCAUCGAUGGUCUUUUGCGGACGGAAGGAGGCGAUGAGAAGGUCGGCCCAUUGAAGGAAGGUGAUGCGGGGAAGGCCGUUGGCUCGGCGGUUGUUGGCUUCGGUUAACCACCAUCGAGCGGCGGCGCCUUGGAGGCGGGAGGUUGCGGUGGGGAGCCAAUGAGCGAGGGGCAUGUUGUGGAGAUCGAAGGCAUUUUGAACUU
Chara braunii is the source of this 3630-nucleotide messenger RNA. The record is from the annotation of a GenBank genome assembly. Lineage: Eukaryota; Viridiplantae; Streptophyta; Charophyceae; Charales; Characeae.